Molecule: messenger RNA, 2890 nt
Organism: Tigriopus californicus
Lineage: Eukaryota; Metazoa; Arthropoda; Copepoda; Harpacticoida; Harpacticidae
Product: TAF6-like RNA polymerase II p300/CBP-associated factor-associated factor 65 kDa subunit 6L
Exons: 5
Coding region: 92-1933 (613 amino acids)
Biological process (GO): RNA polymerase II preinitiation complex assembly; transcription initiation at RNA polymerase II promoter
Cellular component (GO): SLIK (SAGA-like) complex; transcription factor TFIID complex; SAGA complex
Molecular function (GO): protein heterodimerization activity; RNA polymerase II general transcription initiation factor activity; transcription coactivator activity
Source: RefSeq, a predicted model, not a curated record
GGGUUUCAUGACCCAUCAGACUUUAGCUUCAGUCCGAAUGUUUGAGGUACUGACCUAAAAACAACGUUGGAAAGCUGAUCUAUUGUUUGUUAUGUUGUGCUCUCACUGCUCUGUGGUUCUGCCUUCCAAAGCGAAAACCCAACUCAGACUGACCAUGGAGAGAAAGGCCAGUUUCGAAGAAAAGCGUUACGUCCAGCUUCCCCCUGAGUCGGUUCAUAUCUUGGCUGAGACCGUUGGAAUUGACAGCCUCAAUCCGAAUGUGUCCAGAGCUUUAUCCGAAGAUGUCUCCUAUCGAACCCGUGAAUUGGCCCAUGUCUGCGGGCAAUUCAUGCGGCAUAGCAAACGAAAGACCCUGACCAUUGAGGACAUGAAUCGUGCCAUGCGUUGGUACAACGUCCAGCCAAUAUACGGCUACGAGAGCUCGGAGGACAGCCAGCCCAACUUCAAGUUCGUCGAAGAGGCGGACGUCUUCGUUGAGGAUGACGAGCACGUUAGUCUCGAGAACUUGGCCAUGAAUAACACGCCUUUAGAUCUGAACCCGGAACCGUCUGUGACAGCCACGUGGAUUGCCAUUGAGGGAACACCAGUUUCGGAAGAGGACCCAGCCAAAGGGAUUGAAUACCCUCAGAACGCAAAUCUCUCCGGACCACUCAUGCAGUACUAUCAGGCUACAACCGCAGCCAUUCUGGGCACUUCCGAGGCCACAUUGUCAACUCUGCUCGAGGACAUCAAGUCCAACCCCAAGAUCUCGCCCCUCCUACCUUUCUUCAUUAGUUUUAUUCGCACGGGUAUUCAAAAGCAUGCCGACGACAAAUUGUUCACGACACGGAUCUUGGACCUCAUCCAGGCUCUUUUCACCAAUCCUUAUCUAAACUUCAGCCCGAAACCCUAUUUGAGUCAUCUGGUCACGGCCUUGUUAUCGACUUUGAUCACGGACCGACGAGCCCCUCACAAUCGUCCGAAUGGGGAACUUCCUAACAAUGUCAGUGAUAUUCACUCCAAUGACCUCAACUUUGAGCACGUGUCAACCGCUGCCCGCAUCUUGAAGCACGUGCUCGACAAAUGGUCCACGUCAGUCAACCAAUUGGCCGUUCAAACCCAUAAGGCUCUCAAGGACUCUCUUAUGGACGAGAAAACCUCGUCUCCCAGCCAAUAUGGAGCAUUAUACGCCUUGUACACGCUCUUUAAAUCUGAUUUCGAGCCAAUCUUGAGCAUUUACAUCCGCAGAUUGGACGCAGAAAUGACAGAGUCAUCAAGAGACCCCCUAAAAUUACGGUUAUAUUCGUUGGCUCGUGAUUUUGCUUUGGUCAUUUUGAGACGACAAAACAAGUUGGGAGAGGGUCAAUCCGAUGGUUCUCGACUCUAUCAAGAAUUCUACGAGUAUUUUGGCGAUUCAUUGGCCAUGUUUCCACUAGUUCCUGUCCCACAGGUAAAUCUGCCUAAAGCGGAUCUGAUUGGGAAACUCAAGGUCAAGAAGUUGGACGGGCUCAAAAAUGGGGCUGUAAUACAGUCCUUCUCGCCCGUGACUUCUUCGUCAUCCUACAAUCAGGGGACGGAUUUCCAAUAUUUCGCAAAUUGUGAAGUGCCCAUGGACAUCUUUGAGAAUGACUCUCUGGAGAAUCAAGUGCCUCAAUCGUCUUCCUCAUCCACCACACCCACAAAUAGUAAGCGACUCUCCAAUCGAAUGAACACGUGGUUCGAGGUUGACACCGAGUGCAAACCAGAUCGCGGACAGAUCAUCCUGAACUUUGGACUGCCCACGCCCUAUAGCCAACUAAUGAAUCGGGCUAAUGCCCGACAGAUCCAGCCCAAUGGUCUGGCCAUGCCCAAUCCCUACACACCCUGCGUUGGCAGUCGAAUGAAUCAACCAUGGACGUCGCCGCGGUACAAGGCCCAACGGCUCCUUUGCGGCUCAUUGAGCUCUUUGUUAUGAACCAACCGAGGAGGAAUGGAGAUUGAAAUGAACCAAUAUUGACCAGGAAAAACUUAACCACUAUGUUUAUUGAUUGGCCAUUGAAUGCGACGGGAUAAAGAAUAGAUGAAAUCGGUAGAGACGGAAAAGAUCGGCGUGAUUGCAGCGCUCAUCUAAAACGAGAUAUCCAUGUCAUCGGCCUUCCGCUUGACCCCACUGGGCGGGGUUGGAAGAGGAUUGAUCUGAAUCUUGAAGGCGGGUGUUUGGUUCCCACCAACGGCACCCGCAGGCACGCCCAUUUGAAAUUUGGCUGCGGGUGCGCCGCUCGGAUCUGCCGCAUUGAUCUUAAACAUGGGAUUGACACCACCGCCCCCUGCGCCCUUCAUGACCGUGAAUGGUACUGCACCACCUUGCGUUUGUGGCAGUACCAUUUUAGCUUGGGCGGCACCGGCUUUGCCGUAACCCCCUGCUGCGGGCGUGCGACCUUUGGGUUUGAAUUUCAUGCGAUAGUUACAAGCGGUCAAGCAAUGGCGAUCAGGCGGGAGCCGUAGACCGUAGGAUGGCCGUGGAAUGGGUAAAGGCUGGCGGUUUUUAACUCGAGCCGCAUCCAGAAGCAACUCGCGGCUUAACGGGGCGGUCAUGUUUUGCUCAGAAUACAUCUGUACGGCUAAUUUCACGUCUUCCACAUCGAUGACCUUCUUCUUGGCAUGACCGGACACGAUCUUGGCAUCUUGAAGGACAUCGGUCACGUAUCGAUACGAGUACUCGAGCAACUGAUUGAUCACCUUGGCCUCAUAAUCGAGAAUACCCAUGUCCUUGAGGAUGGCCGCCAUCACUUGUCCAUCCUUGGGCAAGGCAGGACCCACGGUGUGAGCACUGCUGUGUUGCCGCCCAUUUUCAAACUUGACGGUAGGACCGCCCUCAUUUCGCAUAUUGUCACUAGCCGCCAUGACGACGUAUCACGGUCGGAAAAUUGUU